UUCCCAAACAGCUGUAAAUUUGCAUUUAUCUUUUCAAUUCGUAAAUUUGUGGUUUGAAAAAAAAAUUGUGAAAUAAAAUUCUUUAAAACACAUUAAAUACUUAAAAAUAUAGUCGAAAUUUGCAAGCAAUAUAACCGAAUAGUAAAAUGUUGCGUUUAAUGUAUAGUAGAGCAAUUCGAGCUCCCGCAAGUCCAAAUACCCAAUGGGUGGCUUGUAUAAGUCGAUCCACUGCAGGAGGACAACAAAGCAAGAGUGAGCCCAAAAUGUCAGCAUCAGAAGAAUUCAGACAGAAACGGGUAAAACUAAAUAUCAAAACCGAUAAUGUAGAGGGUCGGCCAUUAUACUUGGAUGCACAAGCCACCACACCUUUGGACUUUCGUGUAUUGGAUGCUAUGUUGCCGUAUUUGACAAACUAUUAUGGAAAUCCUCAUUCUCGAACACAUGCUUAUGGUUGGGAGACAGAACAGGCUGUAGAAAAAGCUCGCGAACAAGUAGCAAAUGUAAUAGGGGCGGAACCAAAAGAAAUUAUAUUCACAUCGGGUGCCACAGAAUCCAACAAUAUAGCUGUUAAGGGGGUAGCAAGAUUUUAUGGGUCUAAGAAGAAACAUGUCAUUACCACACAGACAGAGCACAAAUGUGUUUUAGAUUCUUGCCGUGCUUUGGAAAAUGAAGGUUACCGCGUUACGUACCUUCCUGUGAAAUCAAAUGGAAUAAUUGAUAUGAAACAGUUGGAAGAGGCCAUGACCCCUGACACUUCACUGGUGUCUAUAAUGACAGUCAAUAAUGAAAUAGGUGUCAAACAACCAAUCUCCGAUAUAGGAGCUCUUUGCCGUUCCAAAAAAGUUUUCUUUCACACAGAUGCUGCUCAGGCAGUGGGAAAAAUUCCCCUUGACGUAAAUGCCAUGAACAUAGACCUUAUGUCCAUAUCAGGCCACAAAAUCUAUGGGCCAAAAGGUGUGGGUGCGCUCUAUGUACGCCGCCGUCCUCGUGUUCGCUUAGAACCUAUACAGAGUGGUGGUGGUCAAGAGCGAGGACUACGAAGUGGCACUUUACCAGCUCCCUUAGUUGUUGGUCUGGGUGCAGCAGCCGAAUUGGCACAAAUUGAAAUGGAAGCCGACUCGAAAUGGAUUAAUUUUCUAUCGAAACGUUUGUUGGAACGCAUAACAACAGCAUUGCCCAAUGUAAUACGCAAUGGAGAUGCCGAAGAGACAUACGCCGGUUGUUUAAAUUUAUCCUUCGCUUAUGUAGAGGGUGAAUCAUUGUUGAUGGCCUUGAAAGAUGUAGCCUUGUCUUCUGGUUCAGCAUGUACAUCGGCUUCAUUGGAACCCUCAUAUGUAUUGAGAGCCAUAGGCACAGAUGAAGAUUUGGCCCACAGCUCUAUAAGAUUUGGUAUUGGUCGCUUUACUACAGUGGAAGAAGUUGACUACACCGCUGACAAGUGUAUAAAGCAUGUGGAACGUUUGCGCGAAAUGUCACCUUUAUGGGAAAUGGUGCAAGAGGGUAUUGACUUGAAAAAUAUCCAGUGGUCACAACAUUAAAACGUAUACACCUUUCUGUGUUGCUUUGUCAACGACUGGUUUGUAUAAAAUAAACUUCGAUAUAUGUAUCAUCCAUAGACUUAGCGACAAUUCCUUUUGUAGGCCUUAAAAAGGCACUCAAUCAUAAGUUGUUUUACGAUAUAAAAAAUUGUGUAUAUUUUAAGCUCCAAAUAAUAAAGCUAAUAAAAGGGGUAACAAAUCUCAAAGAUAUAA
Molecule: messenger RNA, 1751 nt
Organism: Stomoxys calcitrans (stable fly)
Lineage: Eukaryota; Metazoa; Arthropoda; Insecta; Diptera; Muscidae
Gene: Nfs1
Product: cysteine desulfurase, mitochondrial
Exons: 6
Coding region: 147-1538 (463 amino acids)
Biological process (GO): [2Fe-2S] cluster assembly
Cellular component (GO): cytosol; mitochondrion; nucleus
Molecular function (GO): cysteine desulfurase activity; pyridoxal phosphate binding
Source: RefSeq, a predicted model, not a curated record